AUGUUACGAAAAUUCAUUGAAAAUCGCUGGUCACCUGCAUUGCCACGCUGGAAAGGAUCCGGUAUCUCUAUUCUGGCGAAAGACCAAAUACGCCCUAUCGUUUUCCAAGGACUUUCUGAUUCGCAGAGCAAAAUUAGAUCUUUAUGCGCGCAAAUCGUCUCAACUAUAGCGAAUGCGGAUUGGCCCGACGAAUGGCCUGAUCUCUUGAAUACACUGAUUGGGCUCUUAUCCUCUGAUUCUCCCCCCUCUGUUCACGGUGCUAUGCAAGUGCUGGCGGAACUCAUCAAGACUGAUCUUACAGAAGAUCAAAUCUUACCUGUUCUUCGCCAACUCCUUCCCAUUUUGCUCAAUGUUUUAGGCGCUAUUGAACAUCCACAAGCUGUGAAAGAGGCUGCUGCCACAGUGAUACCUCCAUGGCUCGACGCAUUCAAAUAUUUGCUUGAACUUGAUCCAAGACAAGAUGUCGAAAACAGACCAAACUGGGACGGGAUAGCGUUGCGGAUUCAGAUCUAUAAAGCUCUAGAUGCAGUACAUGCACCGUUUGCACGUGUGCUCCAGCCAUACAUUAACAAUUUUCUUGCUUCAUCUCUUAACCAUCUGCUUCUACUUUUCCCGACGUUCGUACACUUCUAUGUCCUUGCUCAAGAGCCCAUUCCCACCCCUUCAGAAAAUGAACCAACAGAGCUUUCGCAGCUCUUCUCCUCCAUCAUGGACCUCAUUUCGGUCCUCACACGAGGAGGUAAAGGGAAGGAAUGGCUCAACGGAGAUAAUACUAAAGCACUGCUGAUUGCGGUGUUGAAUUGGAUACAAAUCACACAAGACGAAGAAGAAGAAUGGGCUGGUAAUGCUAACGCAUUCGUUGCAAACGAGGCAGAGGAUUCAUUCGCGUUCAGCCUGCGGGUGGCUGGGCUCGAUAUGCUUGGGGCUCUGGUUGACGGCUUCCGGCCUAUUGCAAUGGCCGCUUUGCAGAGGUCGAUUCAAGAAGUCACAUCUUUGUCAGACCAAGCGAGGAGUAUUGGCAACCCCGACUGGUGGCGAUUGCUUGAGGCCAUGUUAACAGCUCUCGGCUCGCAGGCGGAGUCGGUAUUAGAAUGGAUUGAUGACGAAGUUGAUUCUGGUCGUCCAAAUCCCAUCGAUAUCCAGGCUCUUCUUACUAAUGUCAUACCUAAUCUCCUCGGGCUCUCUGAUUGCCCAUUCCUACAAGGUCGCGCCUUUGUUUUCGCGAGCCAAUUCACGAAAGUAUUACCUACUCAGCUUGCGGGUGAAUAUCUUCAUGCCACUGUUCAGGUCUUAGAGGCAAGCGAAGCCAAUGUUCCGAUCAAAGUAUCUGCCGUACGCGCAGUACAUAAUUUCUGCAAAGAGAUUGAUGGACAGUUACUCGUAUCGGUAGCUCCACGGAUAGCGAAGGCAGUGGGACCCUUCCUUUCUGUUACCUCUGACGAUACCCUAUCCCUUGUUCUGGAGGCGCUGUCUGUGAUUGUGGAGAUAGAUGAUGGAAAGUGGAUGACUACUGAUCUGGCCGAUUCCCUAGUUGGUGCAGUACUGGACGUAUGGAUGAGGAACAAUAAGGAUCCUUUGUUCAUAUCUGUCUUGACAGAGAUUCUCGAUUCUCUCGCGUCAUCCUCAGCUCCUGAUGUCUACGAGACGGUUGUCAGACGGGCACUUCCUGCAUUGAGUAAUGCAAUCACGGCAUCGACAGAAAAGGAGCACUGGAUUACCGGUGCUGCCAUUGAUCUUGCGAGCAGUCUUGCAAGAGGUGCACCGGAGACAGGUCUCGGUGAGGGCUUCGUCGGGUUGCUUUCUCCGGGGCUGUUCCUGGCUUUGAGAACAAUCGAAGACCGUGAUGUGAUUCAGAACGGCAUCUUAUGUCUUACUUUGAUCAUUCGAAAGGAUUUCGGACAAUUGCAAUCCUGGACUGACCCGACCACUGGUCAGGCUGGUUUAGACAGCGUGCUGGCUGUUAUCGCGAAGCAGAUGAGGAGUCAAGACGAAUCUGGUGGUCUCGCAAUGGGUGAUAUGAUCAUCCACCUGUUCCGCAAGGCGGGUGAGGCUGUGGUACCCAUCCUACCUGAUCUAUUGCAAGCAAUGCUCGGUCGUAUGAUAAGCGCCAAGACGGCGACGUUCAUCCAGAGUUUGGUUAUUCCGUUCGCAUUCCUCUUGCAUAAUCAACGCGAUACUGUCCUCUCGCUGUUGGAGUCGAUCAGUGUGGACAGCCGUUCUGGAUUGGAUAUCUUGAUUCAAACGUGGUGCGAGAACGAGGAAACAUUCCAAGGAUUUUGGGCUCAGCGAAUUAGCACGCUCGCAUUAAGCUCCUUGUAUGCAUCUGGUCGUCCAAGCUUGCAGAGCAUCGUCGUGAAAGGUGAUCUCAUCAUCAAACCUGAAACUCAAAACGUAAUCAUGACUCGUUCCAAGACAAAGACAGCCGGACGCGUUUUAGUUCCUACAGAGUUCACUUCACUCCCUUUCCCGGUGAAGGCCGUGAAGAUGCUUUUGAGCGAGCUGCAAUCUGGUGGAGAAGCUGCAUCCAAGCGAUUAGGAAGGAUGUCUGAUCUUGAAUCAGAUGAUGGUGAUAGCGACUGGGCGGAGGAUGAGCCCGAGGGGUCACAGAUGAAACCAGGUGGACUCAGAGACGACGAGUUUGCCGUCUUGUCUGAAUAUCUGACACCUGGGGGUCUUCCGUUCGACUUUGACGACGCGCUUGAACCUCCAGACGACGAAGAUCUAAAGAAUGACCCCGUGUGUCAGAUUGAUUUACGGGAUCAUCUACUAGCAUUCUUCCGGGAAUGUGCGGCCCACAAUAUCAACGACUUCUCUGCUAUUGUUGAGCAACUAUCGGCAGAAGAGAUUGUAGUAAUUCGCGAGGUUGUAAAUUCGUAG
Fibroporia radiculosa is the source of this 2877-nucleotide messenger RNA. RefSeq lists its product as uncharacterized. Gene Ontology annotation, cellular component: nuclear envelope; cytosol. Lineage: Eukaryota; Fungi; Basidiomycota; Agaricomycetes; Polyporales; Fibroporiaceae. The record is from RefSeq and is a predicted model, not a curated record. The transcript has 17 exons. Gene Ontology annotation, biological process: protein import into nucleus. The coding region runs from base 1 to 2877 and encodes 958 amino acids.